Messenger RNA from Camelina sativa (false flax), 1848 nucleotides. NCBI's taxonomy places the organism in Eukaryota, Viridiplantae, Streptophyta, Magnoliopsida, Brassicales, Brassicaceae. The record is from RefSeq and is a predicted model, not a curated record.
AUGACGUCAUGCGUGGCGUCCUUGUCCGUGUCUGAUGACUACUGUCCGAAGCGGGGAACUCUGAUUCGGAGUUUGAACUAUAAAAUUCGUCAGAAUUAUGCCAACAAGAAAAACCAGAAGAUAACUUUCCAGCCUUUGAUAAAAAGUUCUCUCUCCGAGUUCUCUCUCCCAGGCACGAUAAUCGAGACAGCUCUUUUCACCAUGUUUUCCGACGCCGGUGGAGCUUUGGCUCGCCGGCGUCGGGAUAUCUUUAGUUUUUCUCGACUUCUUUACAAUUCUCAACGAGUUUUCCUCCUGUUAGUUCUUCUGUUACCUUGGAACUCCUCCUUCCCUACACCUUGCUCCCACAAAGCUCCAUUGCAUGACGAGACCAUAAAGAGUCUUCCGGUGAACCUCUUAUACCUUGUCUGGAACUUUUUCUGGCCAGCAUUUUCGAUGAAGGAGGAUUGUCUUCUGUCUACUUGCUCUUUAACCGUUAUAUCUGAGAAUUCUCUCUCAAAGAUCUAUAGAUCUAAAGAUCUUAAAACUUUCGUAGUCCUUGUCGCUUCUUAUCUCUACUGGAUCCCCUUGAAGUCAAAUAUGUCAUCUCCCUUGGAUUGGAGCUCUGUCUUGACGCCGGAGCCGGUGAUGAUUCUUACGACGGAAGGAUUAUCCCUUACCUUGCCAAGUUCCCGUCCCACCGCCCCCUGUCCGUACAGCCGCAGCGGCACUCUCAGCACUUCCCCAACUAAAGCAACCCUAGGGUUUCACUUGUUGGGCUUUUCUUUAUGCUGCGGCCCACUUCCUCUGUCUCAGGCCAUUGCCAAAAAUCCCAGCCCACCUGCAAUUCACUACAGGGCCAGGUUCGAUUACUUUAUCUCAUCUCCAAGCCCAUCUAUUAGUUUGUUCUGUUUUCACGGCUUGAUCAACCGAAGACUUUGUUCAUGCCCUGAAGCGACAAACAAUACAAGGUGUUGUGAGCAUUCCUUUCAAAACCUGUUGUUAAACUGCCCUUUGAUUAAAGUCUAUGAAACCUUAAGUGGAGAAUCCAUCGAUGAACAUUCGUUUUUAAAGGCUCUUUCAUUAACGCAUCUGGUUCCUCUAUCUGAGAUCCAGAGGAAUGAUAUUGUGAUAUCCAACUCAACUUCUUUAGUUCCGAUCAUAUCUGCUUGGUCAAGUCGAGGAUUCCUCGGUAGCAGUAUAUUAUGUUCUUCAGAAUGGUCUGAGAUAUAUCCUUGUCAAAUCCAGUCGUUUAGCAGUUUUUGGGUCCCUUUAUUGCUGAACUCUAAUUUAAAACCUGAUCCAACAAGCUGCGUGAAUCUGAAGCGUACAACCAUGGUUCCCAAUUGCCACUUAUCACCGAAAGAUAGGAAGCUCGGGUCUGCUACUAUAAAUCAGGGCCAAAUCGGCUGCAAGUUUUGUGUGAAACUCCUUAACCUCCAUGGCCAUGAGCUUCAUGUAAGGGAGGACUCACCUGCUCUGCUACGGUUUGACACCCAACUCUUUUGACCCCCAGUUGAAGCUUCUAGAGAUAUAUGUUUCGAUCUUCAAGUGUUGAAUGAAGUCGGUCCAACCACUUUACCUCUCAUGUUGGUGAUACACCCAUCUAGUGAUACCACUAUGAAACCCUCUUUUCCAAGCUCGAUUGCGUUAACCGCUACAGCUACUUAUGACCACUUGGUGGUCAAGGAUUUCGCGAAGCUUGUCUUCAUGGUCAAAUCCACCUUGGUUCCAACAGAUUCUCUUGAAGAACUCAUGGAGCCCUUAUCCCUUUUCUCCUUUGAUUAUCUUGUUAUCUUGUUUGUAUGUUGUAAGAACUCACCUCUUUAUGAGGAUCUGAUUUGAAUGAAAGAUUCAUUUGUUUGACAA